ACUGGAAAGGAUAAAAACCGUUAGAUUACAGACGCUCAAAAGCAGCUGAUUAAAGUUCAACAAACUCUAAGUUUACAGAGCAAAACAAUUGCAUUUAGUAAUGUUUCGAAUUCACUGCAAUAAGUGCUUUCGACGCCGCAACGUUGAGCCAACGGUGAUCUUCCACAUGACUCAGUGCCAGCACGUCAUUUGUGCCUCCUGUCUGAGCGAAUCCUCGCCAGAAAAAAAGUGCCCAGUGUGCAAGCGAGAUCUGCGAGCUCUUCCGAUAGACAGGAAUUUGCCUCCCAACGUGGCCAACUACUUCGAGGAUCCGCUUCGAUUCCGGCAGCUCUACCGCAAGGUCAGCAAGUUCCAGGCAGACCAACGGGCAUCGGACAACCUGGGAUUCUAUCGCCAGAUGCAGGCGCACGAGAAGAACGAGCGCCGCCUGAAGGGCUUCUGCAAGAUGGAGGCGCAGUUCAACCAGCAGAUCCAAAAGGAGAAGGAACGGAUCGCCGAGCUACGCGCCUACAUAAAGUACCACGAGGAGGAAGGCCUCAAGAAGCAGCCAGAUGUCUCCGGAGUUGAGAAGCCCUGGAGCUACAUGGCACGUCACCUCCGCCCACGGACACCCUCUAUAAGCACAUCGGAUAAUACCCAGUCGGAUGAGCACAUGAAGACCUUCUGUCUGGACUCGGACAUGGAUUGCCUUGCGGAAGUCGAAUCCAACCGAUCCGACAAAAAAACCUUUGACGGGCUUAUCAAAGAUUUUAAAAUUUAAUCGCAUCUUCCACAA
This is a messenger RNA of Drosophila erecta, 775 nucleotides long. RefSeq names its product probable E3 SUMO-protein ligase RNF212 (gene nenya). The coding region runs from base 101 to 760 and encodes 219 amino acids. NCBI's taxonomy places the organism in Eukaryota, Metazoa, Arthropoda, Insecta, Diptera, Drosophilidae. Gene Ontology annotation, biological process: reciprocal meiotic recombination; protein sumoylation; homologous chromosome pairing at meiosis. Gene Ontology annotation, molecular function: SUMO transferase activity. The record is from RefSeq and is a predicted model, not a curated record. Gene Ontology annotation, cellular component: synaptonemal complex. The transcript has a single exon.